UUGUUCAUUUUUUAAUAAUUUCAGAUGAAUAUUGUCCAGGUUGGGUUCAGUUUCUUGAUCCGCAGCGGGGUUUUAGCUCCGCGAGUUUCUCUGUCCUGGAACACGGUUCAGAUUCAUAAACCUAGACAGAUACAAACCUCGCCCCCGGAGAAUCAGACCAACCUAGCCCCUGGUCAGGUUGUUAUCACGGAGAAUGAUGGAAAGAAAACACUCCUGUCAGAUAUAAAUAAGCAGAUAAGAGAGGAUGGGACUGGACGGUUGUUUUCUGUUAUUUAUCUCCGAGGGAAACAGCAUAAAGUUACACCAGGAGAUAUUGUAAAAGUAUUGACAGAUAUUGGAGCUCCUCUGGGAGAAAAAAUAAUCCUUGACAAGGUGAUGUGUGUCGGAGGCCGGGAUUUCACGCUCCUAGGUCGGCCUCUCCUCCCUCACGGCAUGGUCUCCGUCGAAGCAACUGUGGUGGAGAAAACUUUGUCAAGAACUAAAAUCAGUCAAAUUUUUAAAAAACGAGAGAAUUAUAAGAAAACUUAUUUUACGCGCGAAAAAUGGAGUUUGUUGCGAAUUACUGAUGUUAAAAUAAACAGGGAGGUGGAUUAGAAAUAUUUUAUCCUGUUUCAGA
Eurytemora carolleeae is the source of this 616-nucleotide messenger RNA. RefSeq names its product 39S ribosomal protein L21, mitochondrial (gene mRpL21). Lineage: Eukaryota; Metazoa; Arthropoda; Copepoda; Calanoida; Temoridae. Gene Ontology annotation, molecular function: structural constituent of ribosome. The record is from RefSeq and is a predicted model, not a curated record. Bases 25 to 594 code for a protein of 189 amino acids. The transcript is spliced from 2 exons. Gene Ontology annotation, cellular component: mitochondrial large ribosomal subunit; ribosome.